Equus caballus (horse) is the source of this 784-nucleotide messenger RNA. NCBI's taxonomy places the organism in Eukaryota, Metazoa, Chordata, Mammalia, Perissodactyla, Equidae. The record is from the annotation of a RefSeq genome assembly.
AUGACCCACCAAACCCACGCUUACCACAUAGUAAACCCCAGCCCAUGACCACUUACAGGAGCCCUAUCAGCCCUCCUGAUAACAUCAGGACUAGCCAUGUGAUUUCACUUUAACUCAACCUUACUUCUAGCUAUAGGGCUAUUAACUAACAUCCUUACCAUAUAUCAAUGAUGACGAGACAUCAUCCGAGAAAGCACAUUCCAAGGCCAUCACACAUCAAUCGUUCAAAAGGGACUCCGAUAUGGCAUAAUCCUUUUUAUUAUCUCAGAAGUCUUCUUCUUCUCUGGCUUCUUCUGAGCCUUUUACCACUCAAGCCUAGCCCCCACACCCGAACUAGGCGGCUGCUGACCACCCACAGGUAUCCACCCCUUAAACCCCCUAGAAGUCCCCUUACUCAACACCUCAGUGCUCCUAGCAUCUGGAGUCUCUAUCACCUGAGCCCACCAUAGCCUAAUAGAAGGAAACCGUAAAAAUAUGCUCCAAGGCCUAUUCAUCACAAUUUCACUAGGCGUAUACUUCACCCUUCUCCAAGCCUCAGAAUACUAUGAAGCCUCAUUUACUAUUUCAGAUGGAGUAUACGGAUCAACAUUUUUCGUAGCAACAGGGUUCCACGGACUACACGUAAUUAUCGGAUCUACCUUCCUCAUUGUAUGUUUCCUACGCCAACUAAAAUUCCACUUUACAUCCAGCCACCACUUCGGAUUCGAAGCAGCCGCUUGAUACUGACACUUCGUCGACGUAGUCUGACUAUUCUUGUACGUCUCUAUUUAUUGAUGAGGAUCCU